Molecule: messenger RNA, 1261 nt
Organism: Calypte anna (Anna's hummingbird)
Lineage: Eukaryota; Metazoa; Chordata; Aves; Apodiformes; Trochilidae
Gene: RSKR
Product: ribosomal protein S6 kinase related
Exons: 12
Coding region: 1-1176 (391 amino acids)
Biological process (GO): protein phosphorylation
Molecular function (GO): protein serine/threonine kinase activity; ATP binding
Source: RefSeq, a predicted model, not a curated record
AUGGGAACAACGAGCAGCGGCCCCGGACCAGCCCCGGCCCCAGCGCGGCCCCCUCAGGGCAGCGCCGCGGGGUCCUGGGUACGGACGCUGCUGGGCCGUGCCGCCGUGCCCAUACCGUUGCCGGUACCGGUGCCGGGGCUCGCCCUAGCCCCGCGGGGCCCCGCCGAGGAUCCGCCGCUACCCGGCUGGCCGCUGCCGCAGCUCGUCUCGCUUUUCCUGCCGGAGUUCCCUGUUCGCCCCUCCGCCCGCCAGCAGCAGCUCAAGAUCUUGGGCUUUGUGGCCAAAGGCUCCUUCGGGACCAUCCUCAAAGUGCUGGACUGUGGGAGGGAGAAGGUCUGCGCCGUGAAGGUGGUGCCCAAAGUGGAGGUGCUGCGCCGUGAUACCCUCAAGCAAUGCAAGGAAGAAGUCAGCAUCCAGCGACAGGUCAGGCACCCGUUUGUCCACGGGCUGGGGGACAGCUGGCAGGGUCAGCGCCACCUCUUCAUCAUGUGCACCUACUGCAGCACCGGGGACUUGCACGCGCUGUGGCGUGCUGCUGGGCACUUCGCCGAGACCACCGUCCGCCUGUUUGCUGCUGAGCUGGUGUUGGUGCUGGUGUAUCUCCAUGACCUGGGAAUCGUGCACAGGGAUGUGAAGAUGGAGAACAUCCUCCUGGAUGAGAGAGGACACCUCAAGCUCACUGACUUUGGCCUCUCCCGGCACCUGCAGUGGGGUGAGCGAGCCCACACCAUCUGUGGCACCCUGCAGUACAUGGCCCCAGAGGUGCUGAGUGGGGGACCCUACAGCCACGCAGCUGACUGGUGGUCCCUGGGAGUCCUGCUCUUCGCUCUGGCCAGUGGAGAGUUCCCUGUGGCACCAGCAGGAGACCAUGUGGCCAUGUUGGAGCGUGUCAAGCAGAGCAGCUAUGAGAGCCCACCUUCCCUCAGCCCCCAGCUGGCCCGGCUACUUGCUGAGCUGCUGUGCCACAACCCCUUGCACCGCCUGCGCUACCUUUACCACUUUGAGGGUCACCCCUUCUUCCGUGGGGUCACCUUCGACGCUGAGCUGCUGCAGAAGGACCCGGUGGCGGUGGCCGUGGCGCCACGACCCCCUGAUCAGCCCCCACCAGACCCUGACACCUUUGCCGACUUUGACUGCGACCUCACCAUCCCCCCGGGCCGGCCCUGGCCUGGCUGAGCCACCGUGCCCGUGACUCCCCCAGCAUUGCUCAGGGACAUCCCCCCUGGCCCCGGCAGCAGGUCGGACCCUGCUGGACUGGGGG